Messenger RNA from Pogona vitticeps (central bearded dragon), 3167 nucleotides. The record is from RefSeq and is a predicted model, not a curated record. NCBI's taxonomy places the organism in Eukaryota, Metazoa, Chordata, Lepidosauria, Squamata, Agamidae.
UCUGGGCGAGGAGAGCGCUGGGCACCUCCUGCUGCUGCUGCUGCUGCUGCUCUUCCUGCAGUUGGACAGGUGAAGGCAGGACCUCCUUCCUCCCUCUGCUCUCUAGAGAAGGAGCUGCCACCGCCUCCGGCAAGGGGGACGUGCCAGGACGGACGGACGGACGGAGCACCUGCUGAGACUCCAGGCGUCCCAAGAAGGAGAAAGGACAGGUUCUCAAAGUUACCUAUUAGACACCCUGGAAGAGCAGUUUAUCAUUAACCGGGAGGAUCUGCCAGAGGAUAUAAGAAAGGGUGCAGGUGCAGCUGCAGCAGCAGCAACGUAGGAGACCACGACACGGGCAGGAUGGCGGCGACUCCGGGACCAGCCACAACGUGGAACAGCAGCACGUCUGCCCCCUCCUCGGCCAGCUCCAAGAUUGCCAUCGACAACCCGGCUGACAUUGUGGUCAUUGUCAUCUACUUCUUGGUCGUCCUGGCGGUCGGCCUGUGGGCCAUGUGUGUCACAAACCGAGGGACAGUGGGGGGAUUCUUCUUAGCCGGACGGAGCAUGGUCUGGUGGCCGAUCGGGGCGUCUCUGUUUGCCAGCAACAUCGGCAGCGGCCACUUUGUGGGGCUGGCCGGGACGGGGGCGGCCUCAGGGAUCGCCAUGGGGGCCUUCGAAUGGAACGCUCUGUUCAUGGUGGUGAUCCUGGGCUGGAUGUUUGUGCCCAUCUACAUCAAGGCUGGCGUGGUGACCAUGCCGGAGUACCUGAGGAAGCGUUUUGGGGGGAAACGGAUCCAGAUCUACCUCUCCCUGCUCUCCCUCCUCCUCUACAUCUUCACCAAGAUCUCCGCAGACAUCUUUUCUGGCGCCAUCUUUAUCAAGCUCUCCACAGGGCUGGAUAUUUAUGCAGCCAUCAUCAUCCUGCUGGCCAUCACAGCCCUUUACACCAUCACAGGUGGACUUGCUGCGGUCAUCUACACGGACACGCUGCAGACAAUCAUCAUGCUGGUGGGAUCCAUCAUUCUGACCACAUUCGCCUUCCGAGAAGUGGGAGGAUACGACGCCUUCAUGAAGAAAUACAUGGCGGCGAUCCCGAGCGUCAUCAACGAGACCAUCCCCGAGAAUUGCUACCGGCCCCGUCAGGACGCCUUCCAGAUUUUCCGGGACCCCAUCACGGGGGACCUCCCUUGGCCCGGUCUCGUCUUCGGCUUAACCAUCCUGGCUUUGUGGUACUGGUGCACCGAUCAGGUGAUUGUCCAGCGGUGUCUCUCCGGGAAGAACAUGUCCCACAUCAAGGCCGGCUGCAUCUUUUGUGGCUACAUGAAGCUCCUCCCCAUGUUUCUGAUGGUGAUGACGGGCAUGAUCAGCCGGAUCUUGUACACAGAUGACGUGGCCUGCGUGGUGCCCGAGAAGUGCGAAGAAGCCUGUGGGACGGCCGUGGGCUGCUCCAACAUCGCCUACCCCACUCUCGUGGUCAAGCUCAUGCCCAACGGCUUGCGAGGCCUGAUGCUCUCGGUCAUGCUGGCUUCCCUGAUGAGCUCCCUCACCUCCAUCUUCAACAGCGCCAGCACUCUCUUCACGAUGGACAUCUACACCAGCCUGCGUAAGAACGCCAAGGAGAAGGAGCUGAUGAUCGUGGGCAGGUUGUUCAUCUUGGUGUUAAUCGGUGUGAGCAUCGCCUGGGUCCCCGUCGUGCAGUCGGCUCAGAGCGGGCAGCUUUUCGACUACAUCCAGUCCAUCACCAGUUACCUGGGACCCCCCAUUGGCGCUGUCUUUUUCCUGGCCAUUUUCUGCAAGAGGGUCAACGAACACGGGGCCUUCUGGGGCCUGGUCGUCGGGCUGCUGGUCGGUCUCUCGCGCAUGAUCACGGAGUUUGCCUACGGGACAGGCAGCUGCGCCAUACCCAGCAACUGCCCGGCCAUCAUCUGUAAAGUUCACUACCUGUACUUUGCAAUCAUCCUCUUUGUCAUCUCCGUCAUCGUCAUUUUGGCCGUCUCCUUCCUGACCAAGCCCAUUGAUGACAUCCAUCUGUAUCGUCUCUGCUGGACGCUGAGGAACAGCAAGGAGGAGCGCAUCGAUCUGGAUGCCGAAGACAAUGUGCAAACAGAGACCAUCUAUGAAGAUGCGGGGAGGGCUCGAGUGCCAGACAAGGAGCUGAGCUGCCUGCGGAAGAGCUACAACUGGUUCUGCGGUCUGGAGCAGGGGGGGCCCAAACUGAGCAAGGAGGAGGAGGAGGCCAUGCGCCAGAAGCUGAUGGACACCACGGAGGACCCCUUCUGGAGACGGGUGGUCAACGUCAACGGCAUCAUCCUGCUGGCUGUGGCCAUCUUCUGCCAUGGAUUUUUUGCCUAGAGGACGGUGAGAUCUCUCCGGGGUCCCCCCCCCACUCAUGGGUUAUUGUUAUUUUUUUUUCAAAGGAGGGCCUCCCUCCCUCCCUGGAGUUGCACCACAAAACUGUAAAUUUGUAAGUUACGUGCUUGCCAGACCUGUAACUUAUUUGUACCAAUUAAGUCGAUUUAAUCAACAGUUGAAUCUCAAGAGCCAGUUGAAAGGAUUCCCACGGAGGGGCAGGAAGAACCUGUCCCCCCAUCCUUGUUGGCCAUGAGGACCAGCGCCUUGGAGGAGUGGCUUUGCUCAAGGCGAGGUCGGCCCACAUCUCCGAGGGCACAGGACUGGAAGAACGUGGCCCGGCUCGGUGUCCUGGGAACCCUUUUUUUUUUUGGACUCUGUCUUCAUAAUGUGCGGAGUUUUUUUAAAAAAAUGCAGCUUUUCCACAGUGUGAUCUCUUCCCAAAAAUAAUACAAUUGGUAAAAGCAAUGAGCUUCAGCGCAAGUCCCUCCGGUAGAGCCUGGCUUUCAAUCUAUUGUGACUCCCUCUGCUUUUCUUCCCUUGCCACAAGAUCUUUUAAAGGAUUUUUCCCCUCUUCUCCUUCAUGUUGGGCAUUUGCUUCCCUCCCGAGUGUGUUUUGUCCCUCAUCGUCCCCCCCCCCCGCCUUGGCCGUUUGUGGUUUUCUGUCCUAGCAGGUGAAGGACAAAGGGCUUCCGUUGCGCCGGCCAUUCACACCUGCACAGCCUGAGGGGACUUCCCAGGAUUGGAAGGAGGGGCCACAAGAUCCCCUCAAUAUCACAGUCUAUGACUGCCGUCGUGCCAUCUACGCAUUGUUGUACAUUGAAUCUACUGUUUCA